GAUAUUAGAUACAAAAGUUGAAAUUCUUGCUAAAAUGUGUUUGGUAAACAUCUUUGUAUAUAUUUUAUAACUGCCUUGGGAUGAGUGGUGUUUGGCGCCCCCUACUGGUUGCCUAUAAAUAAGAGGGGAAACCGGAAAUUCCACACAGACGGUUUUGCACUCUUAUGUGGUAAGUCAUCAGGUCUGGUUCUCCUCUGACUUGUUUUUGUGAUUUUGUUCGGGGACUAAAUUGGAGUGUUGUUGCAGUGCACAGAGAACAGGUGGACUAGUAGGGGAGGCUGACGGGAUGUUUUUGUCGACCACUCAUUGCAGGUUGUAAAAUAAACCACUUACAAUCCAACCCACUGUCCACGCGAGUCUGUAUGACAGGACCGGUAAAAAGGAAGCUGUUACAUUGGUGCCGUGACCCGGAUUUCAAUCAAGCUCAUCGAACCUGUGACCGUCCUGUCUGCUACAUCGGUUUUUGAAGACAUCAGUUCACAUUGUGUAUGGGUUCAUGUUCACAGCUGACACAGUAGCAUUAUAGUGCAGUGUAAAGAUAUUUCUAUACACUGAGAAUCUUUAUGUGCCAUUAGAGUAAUAUUUUGAUUUGUUUUGUUUAUUAUUCGUUUAUUCCAAGUUGGUGAUUUUAUUUCCUAUUGUGUUUUAGAUUCUGAAAAUUUUUUUUCAUUUGUUAAACUCCUGAACAAUGUCUAAUCAAAGUAACCACUGUUGGUAUAGCACACCCAUUAGUAUUGGUAGAGGAAGAGGUGUGCUUGCUCCCAUUCCUUUUUCUGUUGAUAGUCCUGCUCCUAGUGGUCUUAUGGCCUCAUUAGAUGAAAUUCCUAGUGCUAGAGUCCAUAAUCCUGUUGACUGUUAUACCAGAACACCUAUGCCUAAUAUCACACCAACACCGAACCCUACUAGUGACAGUUCUGAGUGUGUAACUGCCCAGAUGAAAUCUGUUAUCCAAGAGAUAGGACAUCAGCUUGCUGACAGCAUCAUUUCACGCAUACAGCCACAUAACACAGUUGCUCCCAGUUCUACAGCCACACAAACUGUAGCGAGCAUUAUGGGUCAGUCCGGUUGUGUAUCUGAUGUAUCGCAGGUUCAGGUUGUCAUGCAGAGAAAAGUCAAAGAACCUCCAUGUUUUGCAGGUAAUGGCUCAGACUCCAUUACAGUGCAUGACUGGGAAGAUCAGAUGAGAACAUUCAUUAGGAAAAGUAAUGUUAAGAUUGAAGAGCAGGCUGAUGAAAUUCUUAUGCAUCUGAGGGGAAAGGCUAAGGACGUAGUUAAGUUUGGGAUUAGAAAUAGUAACAUUAACAUUACUGCUCACCCUGACAUGAUUUUUAGUCUCCUCAGAAAACACUUCAGCUCUACUAAGUACUCUGCUGUCCCCUUAGCUGACUUUUAUUCGACCCUUCCCAAAGACCACGAAGACCCAUAUGACUACUGGCUGAGACUAAACAGAGCAGCUGACUUCGCCUCUGACUGCCUGAGAGAACAGGGCAAAUUAUUUGAAAACCCUGAGAUGGAGGUGACACGUAUGUUUAUUAGAAAUUGUCCCUGUAAAGACCUGACUCUCACUUUCAGGUCCAAAACUAUUGAUAAGUGGUCAGCGUGUGAAGUCCUGGAGGUGCUGAAUGAGUACCAUGCUGAGGUGAGCUGUAAAGAAACUUCCCCAGUGCACCACGAGAAGACAGUGGACAUUAAAGUGCACAAAGCAGAGGUAGGCCAUGGCUUGGUCCCUACACACAACAGUCAGGAGUACUCCCAGACACACAGCCCUCAGUGUGUCUCCCUGACAGAUGUAAUGUUCAUGUUAGAGAAGGUUCUGCUGCAUGGAGCCUCUGAUCAAUCACAUGUAAGAAGGCGAACUCCACCCAGGCGACCUGUAGACAAUACAGACAAAAUUGAUGGUUUCACAAUUAAACCAUGCAUUAUUUGCAAAGCUGACAACCACAGUGCCUUGUCACAUUGCCGAGAAAACAGGCUCUGUUUCAAGUGUUAUGCUCCAGGCCAUUCACGCCACAACUGCCCAACUAAAAGAGCUGCCCCAGAGCAUCAGGAAAACUGACUGGUCUGCACAC
This is a messenger RNA of Gambusia affinis (western mosquitofish), 2069 nucleotides long. RefSeq lists its product as uncharacterized. NCBI's taxonomy places the organism in Eukaryota, Metazoa, Chordata, Actinopteri, Cyprinodontiformes, Poeciliidae. Gene Ontology annotation, molecular function: zinc ion binding; nucleic acid binding. Bases 689 to 2056 code for a protein of 455 amino acids. The record is from RefSeq and is a predicted model, not a curated record. The transcript is spliced from 2 exons.